UUAUAACGAAUCUUUGGUACAGCUGAAAGUCUGCAGCUUAAAGAUCGAUUAUUUAAAACCAAACUAAAUAAAUUUAAAUUAUCAAAUACAUAAUGUAAAGAAAACAAAUAAACAAUAGAAAUAAUGUAUAAUAAAAUUUUACUCGUUUUAUUAUUUCAAUCAGCAUUAAGUAGGGAUUUAGACGAGGCCCAAAGGUCCGAGCGAGCGAAUUUUAUACAAAAACUAAUAAAUCGAAGAAAACAUUUGGAAGGGAAAUUGAAAUUAGUCGGCGGUGCUAAUGAAUUUGAAGGUAACGUGUACAUCUACCACGCUGGUCGAUGGGGUGCUAUUUGUGACGACUCGUGGGAUCAUGCCGCGGCGCUGGUCGUCUGUAAAUCAUACAACAAGACUGGUGUACCGACACACGGCGGACAAUUUGGAGAAGCGAGAAGGAAAUAUUGGAUGGACGACGUAGUAUGUGAAGGUAAUGAGGAAUCAGUAACUCAAUGCAUAUUCAGUGGAUGGGGAUCAUCUGACUGUGACAGCGGUGAAGCAGCUGGUGUUAUUUGUAGAGACAAGGAAGUAGUUCCUAUAUCAUUGGACGUGAAGAAGAAGAAUAAAAUAGCACUUCACCGUGUAUUAGAUAUACGGAGAACUAGCAUACGUCUUGUAGGUGGAAGAAAUUCUAAUGAGGGAAGAGUUGAGAUUUAUCAGCAUGGAUUCUGGGGCAGUAUUUGUCCUGAUGGCUGGACAAUCUACGAAGCAUCAGCUGUUUGCAGACAUUUGGCACUGGGCUACGCGGAGCAAGCUUUACAAACUGAUUAUUUUGGUUCAUCCAGAAUAGUGCUUAGUGGAGUUCAGUGUGAAGGAAAUGAAACGAAUCUAUUUAUAUGCAAGCACAGCGAAUUCGGUGAGGUGGAAUGUCCUGGAGAAAAUGGUCACGUAGCAGCUGUAGUCUGCACGCAGCAUCUAGCAGAUCUACUUCUGGACACAACUGCUAUAGAGCGCACCGCACACCUGCAUGAUGUGCCCAUGUACCAACUACAGUGUGCUAUGGAAGAGAAUUGCUUGAGCAAAUCGGCUUACGAGAUUCAGCAAAGUAAUGCAAACUGGCAAUUCGAGACUCGUCGUCUUCUUAGAUUCACGGCGUCAUCGUUAAACAUCGGCAAUGCGGAGUUUCGACCUUAUCUACCUAAACACUUGUGGCAGUGGCAUCUUUGUCAUAUGCAUUAUCACAGUAUGGAAGUAUUCGCAACAUUUGAUAUCCUGGAUGAAGCAGGUACCAGGAUAGCAGAAGGUCAUAAAGCAUCGUUUUGUUUAGAAGACAACACCUGCUUGCCUGGUAUCGAAAGAAAAUAUUCAUGCAAAAAUUAUGGAGAUCAAGGAGUAUCUGUGAACUGUUCUGACGUUUAUCAUUACAACAUAGACUGCCAAUGGGUUGAUGUAACAGACGUUGAACCUGGACAAUAUACGUUUAAGGUUGCAGUAAACCCACACGCAAGAGUAGCAGAACAACAGUAUCACAACAACGCUGCUUCCUGUUCACUUACCCUAACUGACACUUAUGCCGCCGUCUAUGGUUGCAGGCUUGAAAGACCAUAAAAUAAUUAAGUAAUCUUGAAUUGAUAUCUGAAAAUGUUUAAUGAGGACAUGAAAAGAUCUUUCUUGUAUUGCUUUCUUCUAUCUAUACAUGCUAUUUA
Molecule: messenger RNA, 1679 nt
Organism: Papilio machaon (common yellow swallowtail)
Lineage: Eukaryota; Metazoa; Arthropoda; Insecta; Lepidoptera; Papilionidae
Gene: Loxl2
Product: lysyl oxidase homolog 2B
Exons: 9
Coding region: 124-1581 (485 amino acids)
Biological process (GO): peptidyl-lysine oxidation
Cellular component (GO): membrane
Molecular function (GO): protein-lysine 6-oxidase activity; copper ion binding
Source: RefSeq, a predicted model, not a curated record